UUCAUUUUGUAGUCUCAGUCGGUAGAAUGAGACUGCGGUGUUUUGUAAAAUAAGCUUGAAAUAUCAACAAAUUAGUUGGGGAAAUUUUCUUACCUAGGAAUUAGAAUUGUGAAGAGUAUAAAAUAACCGUAUUAGCGCUAGAAAUUACUGCAGGACAGUGUUUCAAACAUGGGUUGCACACUCAGCGCGGAGGACAAAGCUGCCGUCGAACGGAGUAAAAUGAUCGAUAAAAACCUUCGUGCCGACGGCGAGAGGGCCGCAAGAGAAGUGAAGUUAUUACUUUUAGGUGCUGGUGAAUCCGGUAAAAGUACAAUUGUGAAACAAAUGAAAAUUAUUCAUGAAAGUGGUUAUUCACCAGAAGAAUGCUUACAGUAUAAACAAGUUGUAUAUAGCAACACCAUACAAUCAAUGAUUGCCAUUAUUAGGGCAAUGGGAACGUUGAAGAUUGAUUUUGCUCAGACAGACCGAGCUGACGAUGCUAGAAAUCUAUUUGCUCUAUCAGGUGGUAUGGAUGAUGUUGAUUUUAAUGAUCAAAUAGUAUCAUUAAUGAAGCGGCUAUGGAGUGAUUCUGGUGUACAAGCUUGCUUUGGAAGAGCAAGGGAAUACCAGCUGAAUGAUUCUGCACAAUAUUACCUCAAUGCUCUCGACCGGUUGGGCUCAAAAGAUUAUUUACCAACAGAACAAGAUGUGCUAAGAACAAGAGUUAAAACAACUGGCAUUGUGGAGACACAUUUUACUUUCAAAGAUUUGCACUUCAAAAUGUUUGAUGUUGGUGGACAAAGGUCAGAAAGGAAGAAGUGGAUUCAUUGUUUUGAAGGCGUGACUGCCAUAAUUUUCUGUGUAGCACUGAGUGCUUACGAUCUAAUGUUGGCUGAGGACGAUGAAAUGAACCGUAUGAUGGAAAGUAUGAAACUUUUCGAUUCAAUUUGUAACAACAAAUGGUUCACGGAAACUUCGAUUAUACUUUUCCUGAACAAGAAAGAUCUGUUUGCCGAGAAGAUCACAAAGUCGCCUUUGUCAAUCUGCUUCCAAGAAUAUACUGGCUCAAAUACGUACGAAGAAGCUGCGGCGUAUAUUCAACUACAGUUUGAAAACCUGAAUAAACGAAAGGAUACGAAAGAGAUUUACACUCAUUUCACUUGUGCAACAGAUACUAACAAUAUUCAGUUCGUUUUCGACGCAGUUACAGAUGUUAUCAUUAAGAACAACCUCAAGGACUGUGGGCUCUUUUAAUCCUAAACUAGAGUUUUAAUAGACAGAGCUGAUGUACAACACAAGAACAGAAUAGAUGUUAUUUUAUGCAAUGGUCUAUCAGUGAUCAGAAGAACUUUAUUGGAACUGAGUUUGUCUGGACGACACAACAUUUGAGUGAAUGUUGUUUUAUCUCAGGCAUCGUAUAUGAUUCAUCACAUUAUCGCAUACAUGAAAACAAUAGUAUAUAUAUAUAUAUAUAUAUAUAUAUAAACUGUACAAGUUAUAUAUGGUAGAUCCGAAGUAUUAGAUGUUUUGAUUAAUGCGAGAUAACUAUUGCUCAUAAGAUUUAUAUAUAUAAAUCAACUUUAUUAUUAGAUCAAUAUGGUAUUAUACUUUUUCAGCGUAUACUUAAGUCAUGAAGUGCUUGGGGCGCCGGAUAAGGCUAAGAGCUGUGGGGUGAACCUCGAAGAGCCCCAAAUUGUAUCGAAAAAGUGAAGGAUCCAAACUUAGAUGAUUUUCACAUGACGUCGGCUGUGUUGGUGUAUAACUUCAAAGGGUUGUUAUCGACUAAGUCAAAUUUAUAAUUUUACACGUUUUGUGAAAGACUAAAUGUAAAGUUCUGACCAUCAAAUCAUGGAUUUUCUUUUCAAGUUUUGCAUCAAUAUGGCAACACAUGCAUGAUGUAAUUAGAUUACUAACCGUGCCAUUCCCACGAAUGACAUGGUUCGUGAUAAUCUAAAACACUACAACAUAGUGGAUCUAUGCACCAGCAUGUUUGAUGUAUAUACUGAAAUCGUCAGUUGUAGGGUAUCUAUGUUGGCUCUGUUGACUGAAGACUGUUUGGUCUUCGUGACAUCCGGCGUUCCCUAGCCGUUAAUCAUAAAAUAGUACGUAUUGUGAACACUUGGCUAGUCAUUGGUUGGACCAGUGAACUACAGUAUAUUUAAACUAGACUUUUUGUGUUGUGGUAUUUUGAUAAGAACAAUGGGAGACUUGUUGGUUGGUUCGUCUUAGAAAUUCGAAUGAUUUCUUUUAUUUAAUAACUCGUACAUGAUACAAUUGGAUGUAAAAAGUAAAUAGAAUCAAAUAAACUUCCUGUGAAAAAGUGCAAUGUUAUUAACUCAUAGCUGCGAACCUUCCCGGUAACUCUACUCAUCUACUGAUCUGCCUGAGAAUGAAAAAUCAGCCUUAUCAGCUUUUGGGUAUUGCUCUACAGUGCAUUUGUCCCAAAAAAGUACUCUUAACAAAAGAAUGAUUUCAAUAGAGCGUACUUAUUUUGGAACAUCCUGUAUGAUUUGCAACUUAGGGUCAAUGAAUACAUUCUAUUAAGGCGUGGGAUAACCCAUCUCGUACUAAAUACGAGAUUCUAAUUGCUCAAUUAUUUUAUAAUUUUAACUUCAGCUAGUCUCUUCCCUUUUGUGAAGGGAUGUGUGGCGGUUUACGCCUGUACUGUAUGUAGGCAGAAAAGAAAU
Messenger RNA from Dendronephthya gigantea, 2666 nucleotides. Its product is annotated as guanine nucleotide-binding protein G(i) subunit alpha. NCBI's taxonomy places the organism in Eukaryota, Metazoa, Cnidaria, Anthozoa, Malacalcyonacea, Nephtheidae. Gene Ontology annotation, cellular component: heterotrimeric G-protein complex. Gene Ontology annotation, molecular function: GTPase activity; G-protein beta/gamma-subunit complex binding; GTP binding. Gene Ontology annotation, biological process: adenylate cyclase-modulating G protein-coupled receptor signaling pathway. Bases 169 to 1233 code for a protein of 354 amino acids. The transcript is spliced from 9 exons. The record is from RefSeq and is a predicted model, not a curated record.